AUGCCGCCGCAGCUGCUGCUGCUGCGGCUGCCACCACUGAAGCGGACGAUCCCGGGGGUGGCUGCAGAGGUGGUUCCAUCUGCUCCAUUGGCAGGUGACACAGAUUAUUCUGACCCAUUCGAUGCUCGCUUGGACCACAGGACAGAACCAGAUCUCAGACCUGUUCCCUGCGAGAACAACGGCUACAUGGAACCGUAUGAGGCCCAAAGGGUCAUAACAGAGCUGCAGCGAGGUCCAGGAGGACGGUCGCGGGGGGGUGUACAGCUCUAUGACACCCCUUAUGAAGACGAGCGAGGCCAGCGCCUGGGUCUGUUGUACGGAGAACCCCAGGAGGAGGGCAAGGAGAGCAGCAGGCUGCCGCAAGAUGAUGAGAGACCGGCUGAUGAGUAUGACCAACCCUGGGAAUGGAAAAAGGAUCAUAUCUCCAAAGCUUUUGCAGAAAUGAGGGAGUUGUCGGAGUUGCCCUGGCCUGCCCCAGUGGGUCAGCUGGAGGAGGAGCCCCCCGUCAGAGAGCAAGUGCAGUUUGAUGGCGCAGAGUGGGACCGCUCCUCGUCACCCACAGAGCGGUUGCGUCCUCCGGGGGCCCGGUCCAGCCCGCUGGCAGGAGGGGGGAUGAAGUUUAGGAUGCCCCAGGAAAGCCACGCCAUGGUUGGGGAGAGAGUAGACCCAACUCUGCCUCUGGAGAAGCAGGUGUGGUACCAUGGCUCACUGUCGCGGUCGGAGGCAGAGUCGCUGCUAACGCUGUGUAAAGAGUGUAGCUACCUGGUGAGGAACAGCCAGACCAACCGCUCUGACUACUCUCUGUCCCUACGGAGCUGCCAGGGUUUCAUGCACAUGAAGUUCACCCAGUACAAAGACGGCAAGUACGUGCUGGGGCAGAACAGCCCUCCCUUUGACACCAUCCCAGAAGUCAUCCACUUCUACACCACACACAAACUCCCGAUCCGAGGCGCCGAGCAUCUGUCCCUGCUGUUCCCCGUGCUGGUGCAGACGCUCUGAUGCUCCUCCUGGACCUGCAGGAUUUUCAUUGUGACCGGACACGUAAAACUUGAAUGUUUGAUGGGAUCUUCCCAGUGGAGAACCAGUGCUCUCUUCUUGUUGGACUGGACUGCUUUUGGUGAUUCAACACACCAGGGGCUAAUGCCCUCACCCACCACUGCUGUUGUACCUGUGCCAAGUGUCUCUAACAUCCGGGGGAUCGAUUCACAUGAAACGCAAUACCUGAACUUUAGGCCACCUUUGCUGUAACUCCUCUCCCUCUCUCAUCUCCGUGCUGAACUGAGGGGGCUGACUUCAGGACAUGUGAAAUUCUCCCUCUCCUUAUUACAUGUCUUUCACAGCUGACUGAAAUGCAAAGUAUGUUAGCCGAGCUGUAGCUGGGAGACAGCCUGUAUCACCUGAAUGUACUGAUGCCCCAGUUUACAGGAGCUUCUAAUUACUGCUGUUCCACAAUAAACACCUCAUUGACACUGGUUAAAAAUAUUGCUGUUGUUCGGUGAAAACCUCACUGGUCGCUGAUUUUUCAUGUUUAUAUGAAUCAAUAAAUUUUACUGUACAAGAUGAGAAACCUUUUUCAUCCUUGGGCUCGGGAGACCCUUUUGUAAAUGCUGGAAAAUUCCCAUUUUCCACUCAAAAAAAAUGAAAGCUAUUUUCAAAGAUUUAAGGUUUUUACCAACAGCAGUUAUAUUUCAGAUGCUUUUCUACACAUAGACACACCUGCUCAUUCUCACCCAGUCUGUCCUGCACUGUCAUGCUGCUGUACGCUGAAAGAUUUGCUUGACACAUCUCCAUGUUGCUUGUUGAUUGUUCAUUGUGAGUAACAGACAAGCUGUGUUGUUGUUGGUACUUGUGUUGACCUCGCUGACCUGUAUCUCUUGUUUGUUGCUUACAUUGCAUUUGGUAGACAAUGCUGGGUUUGUAAAAAGAAAAAGAAAAAGGCCAAGCAACCUGUCACUGCUGUCAUUGUCUCCUCGCUGACGAGCUGUAGGCUACAUCUGACGCAAAGAGACACUAAUCAGGAAACAAGCAAACUGUGGAACUGUUGGCCGCGUCCUCACACUUCCUACAUAUUUGAGCGAAGAUUUUCCAGCCGGCCAAGUCAUUACAUGCUGGUUGGUGAGUUGUAAUAGAGUUAGAUGCUUGCCAUCUGGAAUGGGUUUCCAUAUCUGCUGCCUGGUUGCAGCGUUGUGUGGGAACAACUGAUUUUAGAGGAGUGCCAACUUCUACCAAACACAUUGGAAAUGACAAAUGGAAAAAAAUUAUUUAAAUCAUUACUUCUGAAUCCAAAAUUGACUGGGUUGUAUUAAUUAUUAUUGUGGCCAUUUUCUUUCACCAAUAAAAGAUGACAGGAUGUAUAAUUUACCUGCUGUGUUGAAGCGUUUCAUUGAUCUUCAAAGUGGUUUUAUGGAGUGUUUAUUCUACAUGUAGAUCUUUAUGU
Epinephelus moara (kelp grouper) is the source of this 2437-nucleotide messenger RNA. It is a transcript of the gene shdb, whose product is annotated as Src homology 2 domain containing transforming protein D, b. The record is from RefSeq and is a predicted model, not a curated record. The transcript is spliced from 7 exons. The coding region runs from base 1 to 999 and encodes 332 amino acids. NCBI's taxonomy places the organism in Eukaryota, Metazoa, Chordata, Actinopteri, Perciformes, Serranidae. Gene Ontology annotation, molecular function: phosphotyrosine residue binding.